Sorex araneus (European shrew) is the source of this 1068-nucleotide messenger RNA. Its product is annotated as apolipoprotein L2-like. The transcript has 4 exons. Gene Ontology annotation, biological process: lipoprotein metabolic process; lipid transport. The record is from RefSeq and is a predicted model, not a curated record. Lineage: Eukaryota; Metazoa; Chordata; Mammalia; Eulipotyphla; Soricidae. Gene Ontology annotation, molecular function: lipid binding. Gene Ontology annotation, cellular component: extracellular region; membrane. The coding region runs from base 1 to 1068 and encodes 355 amino acids.
AUGUCAUCAGUUGCUUUUCACAGAAAGACAUUUCCUUGUCUGUCCUCAGGAAGUGCCCUCAGCCCAGACCAGCAGGGACCCCUGCAGAGGCAUGGGGUCAAGUAUUGCCCAGAGAGCUUUAUUGACUACACCAUCCACUCUCUCCUGAAUGAAGUGAGCAAGGAGGACCUGCAACUUCUGUUAAGUGGAGAUGAAGAGUGGGAGCAGUUUGUGGCUGAUGCUGAGUUAACCAGAGAUGAGGCAAAGGCACUUCGUGAAAGCUUGAAGAAACAGGGAACACUCACAGACGCAGACAUCAAAGAGAUGCACCAACAAGAAAAAGAGUUCAGGGAGAGGUUUUUGAAUUUAUAUCCUCAGGUAAAGAGUGAUGUUGGGAAGUACGUAAAACAGCUCCGCCUACUUGCAGAGAAGGCUGACCGGGCCCGUAAGAAGCGUGCCACUGCUUACAUGGUGGUUAAGUACUCUGGCGUGGCAUCCAACCUCCUGAAUUUCCUGGGCAUGAUUCUGUCUCCUUUUACAGCAGUGCCCAGCUUAACACUGACAGGAGCUGGUUUGGUGCUGGGAUGUGUGGGGGUUGUCACAACUGUGAUCAGUAAGAACCAGGAGCGCAAAUAUGUACUGCCCAUAGAAGCUGAGGCCAAGAACUUGGAAUCAACUGGAGUCAACUUAGGCCUGCUCUGGGAAGUUCUAGGUGAUAGCAAAGAAAGAAUCUCUUCUUUAGUAAAUUGUUACAAGGUUGUGAGACGCAUUGCAACACAUGUGUGGACCAUGAAGUUGGCCAGUCUCAGCCCGGAAGCAGCAGCUCAAAUGUCUAGUCUGAACAGCAAAGUGCUUGGGGCCACUACGAAGACCAUGACCAAGGAAGCCAGUGUCAUUGGUGGGGCCUUCAGAGGUUUAGCAAUCCUGAUGGAUAUAUGCAGUCUUGAGCAAGACUCAAAGGAAUUACAGGAGCGGGCUAAGACAGAGUCUGCUGAGUACAAGAAAGAGCUUAAUAAAGAAAGACAAGGUAAUAACAGAUCCAGGAAUAAAGCAGAGAAGGGGAUGGACAGCAAGGGGAGUGGGGAGUAA